Dentiscutata erythropus is the source of this 371-nucleotide messenger RNA. The record is from the annotation of a GenBank genome assembly. Lineage: Eukaryota; Fungi; Glomeromycota; Glomeromycetes; Diversisporales; Gigasporaceae.
AAGGAUUUCUUCACUCGACCGAAGAUUAUGUAAACGUAUUAAAAUCUUUAAUCAAUAUUCCCAAGGCAGAAACUUAUUUAAGGAUACAAGUUUUAAUAGCAUCUAUGAAUUAUCCUGGACAACUACAUGUACGGUGUGCCAUUACUCAUCUUCUUAAAUCUAACGAUUCUUCUGGAAUUCUGGAGCAGGCUUUACAUAUCAUUCCAAUGAUUGGACCUUUACAUGUAUCCUUAAAUAGUCGUGAGACUGUGUUUCUUUUAAAUUAUGAUUUUUUUGAUAUACUUUUUCAUGCAGUCUUUGGUUGUAAUAAGGUUUUGGCAAAAAAGCCAAAACCUUAUAAAAUUAAUUUAAUUUUAGAAAUAGCAUAUUAG